CAAACUAGCCCCCCAUGAUGUAAAUGUAUUAUGGGCAUGAGAGAAAUUAGAACAAAAUAAUUUAUGAAGAGUGUGAGAAGAAUAUAAACUAAUUGCUUAUAUAAACCCAUGUGUAUUGUCAUACCCCCUACACACCUUAGCAAGUUUUAAGGGUUUAUGUCUACCCAUCAAAUGGGUUUUCGUCCAAGAAGUUUGAUGAUGGUCCUCAUUUUGUUUGAAGUGUUUUUCAACAUUAGUGCCAUAUCAAAAAAUGCAAGUUUUGAUCAAAAUUAUCAAGUAACAUGGGGAAGAGAUCGUAUUUUGUUUUUUAAACAUGGACGAGAAGUUCAAUUGUCUUUAGACCAAUCUUCAGGGUCUGGAUUCGCGUCAAAUGCAUAUUAUGGAUCCGGGUUCUUUCAAAUGAAGAUUAAGAUACCUGAUAGGGAUUCUGCUGGUGUUGUCACUGCUUUUUAUUUGAAUUCAAAUGUGGGCGUACAUGAUGAAUUAGACUUCGAGUUCUUGGGAAACAGGCCAGGCAAAGACAUUGUUUUACAAACAAAUGUCUUCGCAAAUGGACUUGGCGGCAGAGAGCAACGAACCCUUCUUUGGUUUGAUCCCACCUCAGAUUUUCAUUACUACAAAUUCUUGUGGAAUCAACACCAAAUUGUGUUUUAUAUCGAUGAUAUACCAAUAAGAGUAUACAAGAACGAAAAAGUCACGGGCGUAAUUGGAUACCCACAUCGGGCAAUGCAAGUGAUUGUAAGCUUAUGGGAUGGGUCUAAUUGGGCUACUGAUGGAGGUAAAACUAAAACCAAUUGGUCCAAUGCACCAUUUCAGGCCCACUUUCAAGAUUUUCAUAUUGAUGGGUGUCCGUCAAAUCCAAAUAUUCCAAAUAAAGACUGUUAUUCCACAAAGUAUUGGUGGAACAAGAAAAACUAUUGGCAACUAAACCGUCAUCAAAAGAAAAGUUAUGAUAACGUUAGAAAGAAGUAUAUGAAUUAUGACUAUUGUACUGAUAAAAAUAGGUACCAUAUCCCUCCUCCAGAAUGCCUUGAGGAGUAA
Molecule: messenger RNA, 1041 nt
Organism: Erigeron canadensis
Lineage: Eukaryota; Viridiplantae; Streptophyta; Magnoliopsida; Asterales; Asteraceae
Product: xyloglucan endotransglucosylase/hydrolase protein 2-like
Exons: 4
Coding region: 157-1041 (294 amino acids)
Biological process (GO): cell wall biogenesis; xyloglucan metabolic process
Cellular component (GO): apoplast; cell wall
Molecular function (GO): xyloglucan:xyloglucosyl transferase activity; hydrolase activity, hydrolyzing O-glycosyl compounds
Source: RefSeq, a predicted model, not a curated record